AGAUUGAAUGAUGCUGCCUGCUUAUCGCUGAAAGUUAUAUAAACGAGAUCUCAGAUCCAAGGAAGUUUAGGUUCCAUCACUUUUUGAAAUCUAGACAAGAAACCCGUGCCUCUCGUCAUUUCACAGCAAUACAUAAGUAUACAUAAUUAAAGCUACCACUCAUUCAUAAUGCCUCUCGUCGUUCCAGGGAUCAACUCCUCUUUCGGAGAUAAGUCGGAAUGGGUGAACAAAUUGAUGGGCAAGAAACUCACCGACUCUACGACUGAUGCUACUUCCUUUGCAAAGAAGGAUCUCCCCCAGACUCACAGGGUGGUUAAACAGGGAGAUAUGACAACCAUGGACCAUAACCCGGAUAGAUUGAACAUCCAUGUGGAUGACGAUGGAACCGUUCGUGAUGUUAGGUACGGCUAAAGCUUGAGGAGGAGGGUGAUCUCUUUUAUUUCAGCCACCUUGGAGAUUUUGGCCCAGUGCCUCUAUCUCUACGUAUAAUGACGAUUUCUGGGAGAUUAUCCCAAGACGCUGUAUUGUGACUAAUAUUGAGCUAUGAUGAUUUAUGGGAGUUCUUUACCUAUGUGUAACGACUGAAGAUGGCGCAGAAUGACACAAUAUAAAGCGACUUGUUUUUUAAGCUUGU
Messenger RNA from Paecilomyces variotii, 634 nucleotides. RefSeq lists its product as hypothetical. The transcript is spliced from 3 exons. NCBI's taxonomy places the organism in Eukaryota, Fungi, Ascomycota, Eurotiomycetes, Eurotiales, Thermoascaceae. The record is from RefSeq and is a predicted model, not a curated record. Bases 169 to 411 code for a protein of 80 amino acids.